AUGUACCACAACAUACGGUCGUUUGGUAUAGACGGGACUGAACCCAAGCACCUGGAGCUUUACUUCUAUGAUGACGAUCCCAGUCUAGAGCACCGGUAUUGCCGUUGCCACGAAGAGCAGUGCCAGCAAGACAAGGAACUUAUCAGAAAGCUGGUUGACAUACUUCAUGACAACCCAUACUCUAAACAACUCAGGAGUAUGGGACAGGUUGAGGAUCUUGAUGACUACCGUGUGACACUGAACCUUGAUCAUAGGUUGGACCAGAGAACAUAUAACAUGCCAGCCACUUCGGAGGUGGCCGCUGUUUGGGUUGAGGGGAGCGAACGCCGAAGGCACUUUGAGAAUAGCGUUAUCCUGCAAGGGAAGAACAAGCAAAUAUAUGGCAUCCGAUUGUAUCAUGGAUGCUAUGAUGCUCUGUCAUACCCUCUCUUUUUCCCUAGAGGCGAACUCGGUUGGCAUCCCGAUAUCCCAAAGGUCGGUGUGUCCAUCAAUGUGGUGACCGCGGCUCGUAUGGCUCGUGGUAAUAAUCAUGAGGACCCAGAUUCUAAUGGCAGGCUAUGUGUGUCUGUGCGGGAUUACUACUGCUACAAAUUCCAGAUACGGCCAGGGAUAUUCAACCCAAUACUGUUUGGCAAGCGUCUUUUUCAGCAGUUCGCGGUCGACACAUACAUCAAGAUCGAAAGCUCGCGGCUGGACUACAUAUGGGCUCAUCAGAAGGAGUUAAGGGCGGACCUGUACCAAGGUUUGGUGGACAGCGUGCAUGCCGGGGAGGGUAGAGCGGACGCGGUUGGAAAGCGGACCGUGCUGGCUACAUCAUUUAUCGGUGGACCUCGGGAUAAGAGGCGUCGGUACAUGGAUGCUAUGGCUUUAGUGCAAAAGUAUGGGAAGCCGAACAUCUUCCUCACAAUGACAUGCAAUCCAAACUGGGAUGAGAUCACGCGCGAGCUCUACCCUAGCCAAAUACCCCAGGAUCGUCCGGAUCUCGUCGUACGUGUUUUCAGGGAGAAGCUAGAGGAACUAAAAAAGCAGUUGCUUGAUAAGCACAUGCUUGGCAAGGUGAAGGCCUACGUCUAUGUGGUUGAGUUCCAGAAGAGGGGUUUACCGCAUGCCCACUUAUUGCUCAUCAUGAAAGGGCGGUACAAGCUCACAUGUCUGGAGCAGUAUGAUUGUAUCAUCUCUGCCGAGCUCCCGGACAAGCGUAACUACCCAGAGCUAUACAAGAUGGUUGUCAAGCAUAUGAUGCAUGGCCCUUGCGGUGUGCUGAACCAUGAUUGCCCGUGCACGAAGGACCGUCCGUCAUGCAAGAAUCAUUACCCGCGGUCUUUCAACGUGACUACCUUACAAGGAAAGGACUCCUACCCGGUGUAUAGGAGACGUGAUGAUGGCCGGCAUGCAAUGGUUCGAAAACACGAGCUAGACAAUAGGUGGGUUGUCCCAUACAACCCUUACCUCCUACGGCUGUUCAACUGCCACAUCAAUGUUGAGGUAUGCUCGAGCAUAAAGGCCAUUAAAUACCUAUUCAAGUACAUAUACAAGGGCCAUGAUCGGGCGUCGGUGUCUGUGAACGAGGCUGACAAGAACGGCAACAUGGAUGAGAUCAAGCAGUAUAGGGACGCGAGAUGGGUGACCCCCCCGGAAGCCUUGUGGAGGAUAUACGGCUUUGAACUGAGCAAGAACUCACCACCUGUGAUGCAACUACAACUUCAUCUCCCGAAUAUGCACAUGGUUUCGUUUCAAGAGGGCCAAGAUAUCCAAGAAGUUCUCAAUCGGGAAGAUGCUGAUAAGUCAAUGCUAACAGAGUAUUUCAAUGCGAACAAA
Molecule: messenger RNA, 1818 nt
Organism: Phragmites australis (common reed)
Lineage: Eukaryota; Viridiplantae; Streptophyta; Magnoliopsida; Poales; Poaceae
Exons: 2
Source: RefSeq, a predicted model, not a curated record